Molecule: messenger RNA, 2841 nt
Organism: Mesorhabditis spiculigera
Lineage: Eukaryota; Metazoa; Nematoda; Chromadorea; Rhabditida; Rhabditidae
Source: the annotation of a GenBank genome assembly
AUGAGACUUCUCAACAUCGUUAGUUUCUGCACCCUGCUUGCAGCGGGAGCAGCUUGUGGCUGCGAGCAGUUCGCGCUCACCUUCACCGAGCGCGUGGCGCUGAUCUUCUACGAUCGCAGCGCCUACACUGCCAUCAUUACGGCUUUCGAAGACUUCGCCAGCACCCUUCCCGAUCCGUACGCCUAUGACGACGAGUUGUACGCGCAGAAGUUCAUCGAGAUCCUGAUCAGCUACGAGCAGGGAGGCUUCGCCACCAGCCUUCCGCCCACCCCGCCAACGGAUGCAGAGAACGAGGGCAAGUCCUACUGGAUCUUCGGACUUACCGCGUGCGUCAACGGUCUCUACAACGACUACGAAACGUACAGCGUCUACAUCCAAUCGUACUACGACGCUUGCGGCUUCGCCACCCUCGCCCCUAGCGAUGACACCACCGAGGCGCCGGCUACUGCUACUACCGCGCCGGCAAACAACACCUACAUGGGCAGCUGGAUGUUCCCAUUCGCACAACUCCGCGGCUGGACCUGGGAGUCGCAGACGUGGCAGACCCUCUACAGCUGCUACAGCUUCGACACCACCGGAAUGACCCAAACCGACAUUACGGCUGCCACUACGCAGUGCACUCAGCUUACGGCCUACUACUGCGAGAACCCGCAACAGAUCCCGGCCGAACCUGAAGAGCUUAACGACCAGGUCGGCGUCUCCGAAUUCUACUACCUUAUCGGCUACAUCUUCUCCUCGUACGAGUACCGCGUCAGCUUCGCCUCCUCCUUCUACUACUACAUGAGCUCAUGUGCCUCCGGACCAGUGGAACUUCAGUGGCUCCAGGUCAUCAAGGAUGCAUGCGAGGUCAAAGCCGGACAAUCCGCCGAGUGCGACGAUGCCGAUUUUGAUGCGGACGCCAAAGCGAUCGAAGCCUGUGUCCAACUGAUCCAGCAGCUGAUCGCUGAAGGAAACGUCGAGAUCCUGCAGUUCAUCGGCUACUACAUGGAAACCACACUUGGAGUCGUGGUUACCCCGGAGACGGAGACGUUCAGCGGCACCGUCGAGCAGUACACCUACCUGUUCGUGACGAUCGCCGAGUCGUGCGGAAUGGAGGCUGCCGGAUUCCAGGGAUGGAUUGACUUCAAAGCCGAGUGGGACGCGUACUGCAGCGGAAAGGUCGAUAUUGAAUGGAGCGUCUGCAUCACCUGGAUCGGGCAGUUCUUCCAGUGCUGCUGCGACUUCCAGCCGAUCCCGACCGCUCUUCCAUCUGAUUCGGCGAGCACCGACCUCCCAUCCGAGGAACCCAGCUCCGACAUGCCCACCGAGUUCACCGACUACACCGACUUCACCGAGGUUUUCCCGACCUCAGGAAGCUGCGGAGAGCUCAGCGCUGAGGAACAGUGCAAGUACAUCAUCAAUUACUUCUACUUUAUCGCCCAACUCUACAUUGACGUCGAAUGGCGCGCUACACUCAAUGGAUAUUGCACGACUUUCAAGGAGGAGAAGCCCGACUGCACUGGACCCGAAAAGGCUAAGGCCUUUGUCGACCAGACAAGCAAGUGCCGUCGCGACAAGCAUGGAGGUAGCGGAAGUGGCAGCGGAAGUAAAGAGGACGGUGAAGGCUCUUCGGAGACUACUGGCGCCGCAUCUGCCGCUCCUACUGACGCGGUCACCGCCGCUGUUACUGACUUCACUGCCCUGGUCACCGAUGGACCUGCCCCGUCUGGAUCUACUGAGGAGUGCUCCUGGGAACUCUUCAUCGACUUCAGCAUCGAGAUCUGGCUCAACGGAAACUGGGACCUCCUCCUCGUCGGCGCCAACACCAUGUGUGAGACUGACGAUGGAACUGAUGCCACUGCUGUUGUGCCCACCGGAUCAGGAAACGGAUCCGGAUCCGGAUCCGGAGAGGAUGAGUGCGCUCAGAUCGAGGGUCCGACCGGCAUCUUCUUCUUCUUCGAGAUCAUUGCCAUCGAGUGCGGUUUCUACGAGACGGCCUGGUACUCCGAAUGGAUCUUGAAGUUCGAGGCGCUCUGGUACCAGCUCGACUGGGAUUGCGGAUGCUGGGGAGAAUAUGAGUGGACUUGGGACAUUGAGUGGAUCUCCCUGAUCGAGGAGUUCCUCGGGUACAUGACCUGCGGAUGCGAGCCGACUACACCUCCGGAGCCGACCACCACCGAAACCGGAUGCUAUGGUAUCUACGACUUCAUCGCGUGGUUCUGCUCGGAUGAGUCGCGCUGCGAGCUCUAUGAGGCGUUCAUGACCUGGUACUUCGAUCUCUGCGGCUACACCCAAUGGGAGCUCCUCACCGAGGAAGAGUGCUACGACGCCAUCUACAUCUGCCUUCAGUACAUGAUCUACGUCGUUGAGAACCCCGACUGCGAGCCCAAGCCGGCCCCGGUCAACAACCCAUCCCUGCACAUCACCUGGGACACUUGCAUCUACACGAUGAUCUACUGGGGCAGCUUCGAGGGCAACGCCGAGUUCAUCACGAUGAUCAAUGAGGUCGCCAGCGAGUGCGAGGGUCUGGCCUCGAACGAGGGCAGCGGAUCAGGAUCGGGUGGUGGAUCUGGAGAAGGUGUCUCCGGCGAGGAGCCGUCCGAGCCUGGAGCGGACUACUGUGUGUUCAUCUGCAAGUACAUGGCCGUGACGUUUGGCUGCUGGGAGGAUGCUGAAUUCCAAUCGGAAUGGUCCAGCUUCAUGAUCGGCGUCUCCGUCGCCAAGUCGCAGUCGACCCCUGAAGAUUGCUGGGCCCAGCUGCAGAUGCUCAUCAACUACAUGACUCAGCUAAUCUGUGGUUGGGACGUCUCCGGCGUGACUGGCGCCACCGAUGCCAUCACCUCCGCCACCACGGCCUCCGCC